AUGAAGCUCUCUUUCUCUCUCCCCUCGAAGUCCAAGCCCAAAGUCACAGCAAUCGCCGACGGUAACAACGCCGUCGAUGGCGGCAACAGUAAGCAGUUCGUCACGGAAUUCGAUCCGUCGAAAACCCUAGCCGAUUCCAUUCCCAAACACGUUAUACCUCCGAUUGAGAAUACAUGGAGGCCUCACAAGAAGAUGAAGAAUCUCGAUCUCCCGCUUCAAUCCGGUAACACUGGUUCCGGUCUCGAAUUCGAGCCCGAGGUUCCUUCAGGCGAUUCUCAUGGAUCUGAUAACAUCACUUACGGUCUAAAUCUGCGUCAGAAAACCAAGGACUUCGCUGCGGAUUCGAGUGAUGCGACUGAAGAUCGGAAAUUAGCUCCGGUGGAGCAGCUCAUGCUGCAGAGUUUAAGGAAAGAUCUGGAGUCACUCGCUGAUGAUCCGACGUUGGAGGAUUUCGAGAGCGUUCCUGUGGAAGGUUUUGGAGCUGCGUUGAUGGCUGGAUAUGGUUGGAAGCCUGGUAAGGGAAUAGGUAAGAACGCUAAGGAAGAUGUUCAGAUAAAGGAAUAUAAAAAGUGGACUGCUAAAGAAGGAUUAGGUUUCGAUAUGGAUAGAUCUAAGGUUGUAGAUGCGAAGGCUAAAGUGAAAGAAAAUGGGAAAUCGGAUAAUAAGCCUAGAGGUACUGAUGGUGGAGAUGUGUUUUUUGUUGGGAAAGAAGUGAGAAUCAUUGCAGGAAGAGAUAUAGGAUUAAAGGGUAAGAUUGUUGAGAAACCGAGUACUGAUUUGUUUAUCGUGAAGCUCUCUGAAAGCGAAGAUGAAGUGAAAGUGGGUGUGAAUGAGGUAGCUGAUUUGGGUUCCAAGGAAGAAGAUAGGUGUUUAAGAAAGUUGAAAGCUUUACAGUUAGAUGACAAGGAGAAAGAUAAGAAAGCGAGUAAACGAAGCAGAGAAACGGAGAGAGGGAGUCGAACUGAAGUUAGAGUUAGUGAGAAGCAAGAUAGAGGUCAAACAAGAGAGAGAAGAGUGAAGCCCUCAUGGCUCAGGAGUCAUAUAAAGGUGCGGAUAGUAAGCAAAGAUUUGAAAGGUGGGAGAUUGUAUCUUAAGAAAGGAAAAGUUGUUGAUGUUGUUGGACCAACGACUUGCGAUAUCACGAUGGAUGAGACGCAGGAGCUGGUUCAAGGGGUUGAUCAAGAGUUGCUCGAGACAGCAUUGCCUAGGCGAGGAGGGCCGGUUUUGGUUCUGUUGGGGAAACAUAAGGGCGUCUAUGGAAAUCUCGUCGAGAAAGAUUUGGAUAAAGAAACUGGUGUGGUUCGUGAUUUAGACAACCACAAGAUGCUUGAUGUUAGACUUGAACAAGUUGCAGAGUACAUGGGUGAUAUGGAUGAUAUUGAAUACUGA
Messenger RNA from Arabis nemorensis, 1389 nucleotides. The record is from the annotation of a GenBank genome assembly. Lineage: Eukaryota; Viridiplantae; Streptophyta; Magnoliopsida; Brassicales; Brassicaceae.